UCAUCUCACCCGGGAAGUGGAAUGCCAGCAGCAGGACCACCACCACCACCCGGUCUUCCGAAGUUUCCACCUCAAAGAAUGAGUGGUGACGUGUCAUCUAUGAGGAGUUCUCUCGCUUCUUCCCAUGGUCCUCCUAUUUCUGCCCCUUCUCAUACUGCAAGGCCUGGUUCAAUAUCUGGCGAGUCCUCACUUUCGCAUGGAAAAGAGGUAUCAAGGAGUGCGAAUAGUAGCAUAGCUGAGGCUACGAGAGGUGUUAACUCCAAACCAGAGGGUUCUAAGGAUUUAGAGGAGUCUAAUCCUAAACAGUUGCAGGCACCCAAGCAAUCUCGGGGACGUUCGACAACAGUACAGGAGAGACGUCAACCAUCGACUCGUUCUCGAUCAUUGGAAGCUAUUGCUAAUUUUAUAUUCCGUCGUGGACGAAGCCAGGAUCCAAAGAAUGAUGAAGCAAAACAGAUGAUUAUCGACACUGAGAAACCGCCAAAGUUUGACCCUGUUACAGGUCGUUACCUCUUUGAGGAGACUGAGGAAGAGAAAAAAGCGGCUGAGAUGGUCCGUGCAGGACCACCCAAACCAUCAUCUAUGAAAAUGAAGGGUCCAGCCCCUUCUACUGGAGGUAGUAGUGGGCCACAAUCAAUGCUGCGCCCGCCAAGUGGUCCUACGGGAAUGCUGCGUGCCAGUAGCAAUGGGCCACCGCGAGCACAGUAUGUGGAUAUGUUUAAUACUACUUAA
Molecule: messenger RNA, 732 nt
Organism: Trypanosoma theileri
Lineage: Eukaryota; Euglenozoa; Kinetoplastea; Trypanosomatida; Trypanosomatidae
Exons: 1
Source: RefSeq, a predicted model, not a curated record